This is a messenger RNA of Dentiscutata erythropus, 777 nucleotides long. The record is from the annotation of a GenBank genome assembly. Lineage: Eukaryota; Fungi; Glomeromycota; Glomeromycetes; Diversisporales; Gigasporaceae.
AUGUCUGUAAAGACAUCACAUACCUGCUCAGCUAUAAAGAUCACUCACCAAUUCACCCGUAAAGACAUUGCCUACCCUUCUAUAAAGACAUCACCUACCAACUAUAAAGACAUCACACACCUACCUACAGGAAGUAUUGAUGAAACUUAUCCGGAUAGACACCAUUAUGAAGAGGAAACUGGAGCUCAAAAAUAUAAAAAUGAAAUUGAAGCUAAAAAAGAUAAAUACAAGGCAUUUACUUAUUACCAAGAAGUUGAUAAGAUCGGAGAGAAAGCUUUGGAUUAUCGAAAAUCUGCUGAAAUAGAACAUGCAGGAGAAACAUUUCAAGCCGACCUUAAAAGUUUAAAUGGAAUAAGCAUGGAAGCAAAUAAAGAAAUCUUUAAAUUGGACGAAGAAUCUGAAAACACCGACGAUAAUGAUGAUAAUGAUGAGAUUUGGCAUCCUUGUAAUGACGAAAUCCCUGAAGAUUGGUUGGGCCCAAACAACCGUAGAAAUACCAAAAAGAAAGUUCUAAUAAGCUGCAAAAAAUUUGCCGAAAUAGGUAGUACUGUUGUGAUCAAAGCUAAAAAAAAUGAACCAAAUGAGCAAUAUAAUCUUGGUCUCUAUUAUCGAAAUAGCACUGGUAUAGCUAAAGAAAAAAUAAAUAACGAGAAGAGUGCCAAGAUUAUUUUUGGAUGGUACAAAAAUCGAAGAAGAUGUGUUAAAGACAAAAGGAGUUACUUUGUUUUACCUCAGUAUCAACUUACUGCUAAAUAUGCUAUUAGUAACAAAGAGUAA